CAAAGGGCGGAAAACCCACUGACACUCAAACACUCUUGACCCACAAGCACCACCAAACAUUCAGAUGUGGCUGACAUGAAGCUUUCUCUUGCUGCACUCACCAUUGCACUUAGUUGCAUUUAUUGGAAGGUCUCUGGGACACUCAUGGAGGUAGUGGUCAGACCUGGAGAUAAAGCAAUGCUGCAUUGUGACCGUGAGAUUGUGGAUGGACACGACCUCCGCUGGGUCAAGAUCUGCUCUUUACAAAUCCAACCACCACUGAUUGUUUCUGCACAUGAUACCAUUACACUCCCCAUUCCUCGAUUCUCACUGCUCCCGAACAAAACUACAAACUCUGUUGACUUGAUGAUAGAGAAUGUCACCGAAGCAGACCUUGGAUUGUACUAUUGCUCAGUGGUAGAGAAAAAGAUGAUCGAACAUAACAAAGUAGCAUUGCAAACGGAUGUGUAUCAUAUUAGUAAUACUCUUUUUAAGCUUACCUAUGCAGGUCCGAAUAAGUCCGAAAGUUUAUCUGAAACUCAACAUGUCACAGUCAAUUGCUGUUGGCAAUACUGGCUGAUCCUGCUGACGGUGUGUCCAGCUUGUUCUCUUCUCUCAGUUUCUCUGGGUUUUCUUUGUGGUACAAGAUGUUAUUACAGAAAAGGGCUCAAUGAGUCUAGAGGUUCUUUAAGCACUUCUGAGGUCCAAAGGCAGGAACAGACCCAGGAACAGGAUGAUAUUGAAGAGGUUUGCUAUACAUCACUGAAUAUGCCCAGACGAGGAAGCAAACCAAAGAGAAGCAAGCGAAUGCCAAGUGAUGACUUCAGUGUGUACAACGAUAUUAAAAUAUCCUAAUAAGUGAUAAAUGACACUGAUGUAUAAAAAUAAUAGCAUUCAUGGUGAUAUAAGACUGAUUAACUUGUUGAGGUGCAGUAAUGCAUUCACUUAUUACAUGGCUACUCUGUGCACAUGGCCAAAAUAUGUAUUUGAAUUUAAAUAUUUUAUGUGAGAAAAUGAGACUGCAAGUGAUAGACAUGUAUAGCUAUACUGUACUUUUUGAAUGAAACAAUAAUCUCUAAAAAUGUCUGGGUUAUUUUUGACCCAUAAUGGGUAAAUAUAAGAACACACCCAAUGAUAAAAUGAACACAAUGCUGGGUUGUUUUUACCCAACUGCUUGGUUAUUAUACUCCAUGGUUGCAUAACAACAACAACAACCCAACAUUGGGUCUUUUUUAACACAGCAUGUGUUCUGUCCAAUAUUUAACCAUGGGUCAAAAAUAACCCAGACAUUUUUUGAGUGUAGACAAUUUGCUGGUAUUUAUAUAAAAAUAUUUGUCUGCAAAAUGUUGUGAUUGACCAGGGUCUUAAUAAUAAUAGUAAUAAUAAUAUGUAUGUUGCUUGAUGUUUCUAUUAGUCACAUUAGACUCAUUCAUAUACAGUAGUUUACUGUGAUGAGAUAAGAAGUCAAAUAUGUAUAAAUAUUUUAUUUGUCCAAAUUAUUUCAAUUAUUCAGAUCGAUGGAAUUGAACAUACCAACAGCUUAUAACCUGAAUCAGAUCAGUAGGUCGUAUCCUGUUUCAUGUGAACCAAAGUUGUUGGUGGAAACAAAGUGUUGUUUUUAAAUGGAGCGGAAACAAAGAUGCAGUAUGUGAGAUACCUUGAGGACUUUGAUUCUCACAGAAGUCCAUCUGCAUUAAAAACUAUAAAGUUAUUUUACUUCACACACAGUUAAGUAAACAAGUAAAUAUUUUUUCUCUAUUGUGAAUUUCUUUGUUAACUUAC
This is a messenger RNA of Paramisgurnus dabryanus, 1761 nucleotides long. RefSeq lists its product as uncharacterized. Lineage: Eukaryota; Metazoa; Chordata; Actinopteri; Cypriniformes; Cobitidae. The record is from RefSeq and is a predicted model, not a curated record.